UCGAUCAGGUACCAGCCGGUACGCCGACAGGUUCAUUGAGAAAAUUUCUCAGGUACCGAUAUGUGUAUGAUUUAUUGUAAUGCUGCAGACCAACGGAGUGGAUUGCUAACAAUGGAAAGUGGAUGCAAGGCAAGCGUACGUGUUCGAAUGCUUGGGUCAGUAUUUCGAUUAUUUUGCUUGGAGUACCAACACGCUGUGGCCGGACAAGCGCUCUUAACAACUGUUGCCAGUGUUGACAAGUAGCCCUUACUACGAUUUCAACUAUUCGUCGAGUCUCAACCUACAAACUUUGUUAGGAACUUAAGUCCUGCGCCUGUGCAUGCCGGGCUGUGACCGAGUCCAGGGUCCCCGAGAACUUAUCGCCAAUUGACAAGGGUAUCGUAUAAUCCUCGUCCCCUUGCCUUGAUAAAUAACCCGCGUUGGUACCCUCGACCAAGGUACACACAUACCCGAAGUGGUCGUUUAAACUGAUAAGGUCAACAAAUCUGAGCGUGUAAACACUGCAGCGGGAUUGCUUCAAUUCAGGAUCGCGUAUAGGACGGAAGAAUCAGCGCUUGUCGACUGCUAUUGGACGACCGGGGUGUUGUAAGAUGUUCCAACGGCAUUCCCGUGUUACCCAGAGCUAUUUUUAGUCGUUGGUAGCUGACUGAUAAGAGGCGCGCUGCCCUGGGAUACGGAAAAGUUGGGAACCACUUGACAGAGUAUAACCAACCAGCACAUCAGCUGUUAACUGCAGUCGGUGUCUUGUCACAUCUCGAACCCCGACCGACCAGUCUCCAACGGCAAAGGGGUACCCUCACAUUCAUCAACGCUCUCAUUGUCAUUACCGAUAGCCUGUUUGCUCGAGUGCCCUUUCUUACUUGUUCGGUAGGCUGCUAAUAUGGUAGACGUGUACCGCACACGCUCCAGUCUGGAACGGGAGAGUUGGACUCUACAGAGACUCAACUCGGCCGGGGACCUCGAGGAGGAGAGCGACACCAAUAGUUCAUCCUCCGAUGAGGUCUCGUGCAUGUCCGAUAGCAACAGUUCCCUCAGCCCAAGCGAAGACGAGCUCUUCUUGGAGUAUCUCUUCUCGCAGGGACUCGCCGACACCGACAUGAGCAGCACAGUCCGUGACGCCCUAUUCAAUAUCCGCGUCGACAACAAACUUGACUUCGACGCUGUUGCGGAGGGCAUAUAUCCCGAGGCCGAACCUGUCUACUACCCACCCCAGCCGACGCCGAUCUUCCCGCCCGACCCUUUGAUGCAUCACAGUUACAACAUGGUUGAACCUCCUAAAACCCCGUACAAUGAUUAUUUCAAACCUCCACCGUACGGCAUAAACACUGACUCGCAGAACGGAACCUACUCGCAACCCCAGUGGCAGCAUUGUCAAGGCGGCAUCAACUUCGCCACCUCGGACAGCCAAAGCCAAUGCGGUAAGCCACCGGUCAUCCAGGAUGUGAGGCACUCGCACUCUGCCCCGACGGCUCUUUCGUCGUUCUCGGUCACCACAGGGUUGUCCGUCGGUGAGACGUCCGUCCAGGUUUCAACAUCGCCCCAAAAUGAGCCGCCGUCUCCUCGAAGCCUCUCCAGUCAGAGGAUGGCACUCCUACCUGCGUCUGGUGUGCGCAUCACGCACAUCCCCGUCAGCAAACCACCCAGAGCAGCCGACACUUCACCCACAGAAUCCGGUACCGUUGUCCGCAAGCCGGUCAGGAGUCGAGGGACCGGUAAAGUGGCGGAUGAACUCAAGAUCCACAAGUGCACGUACGCUAACUGCGGCAAGAUGUACUCCAAGAGCUCCCAUCUCAAGGCGCACCUGCGUAGACACACGGGGGAGAAGCCCUUUGUGUGCACCUGGGAAGGCUGCAAAUGGCGGUUCUCUCGCUCGGACGAGCUGGCCCGUCACAAGCGGUCUCACUCCGGGGUCAAACCGUACCAGUGCACCAUCUGCGAGAAGAGGUUUUCCCGCUCGGACCAUUUGUCCAAGCACAUUAAGGUUCACAUGAACGGUGUCACCCGGGGAAUGAAAACAGCCAAUAACAUGAUGUGCUCUCGAUGAGGCUGUUAGUGCAAACAGAAGACACGGCCUUUUUAGGGGGGGGGUUUCCCUUUUGUCCAAGUGGGCUGCGUAUUUUGUAUGCUGCAUUACAUGAAGUUCGGGAAAUCUUCGAAGCAACUUUACUUUGCCAGGCUGGACAGCUGUUAUUUCUGUUCCUGAGAGGAGAGGUUGAAUUGAAUUUCUAGUAGUUAUUGUCAAGUUGUGUUCAUUUACAUAAAACAUUGUAUAUUUCAACUGGUACGCAAACUCUAAGCUAAGAACUUCAGAAGAUGAACUUUCCAUCUGUGUAUCACAAUGCUAGAAUUCCGAAAUCGUCAUCGUGAUGUUUUGGGUGCUGGGUACAAAACACCGGGUAUUAAGCUUUGAGCAGUUGUAUAUGUUUUUACGAGGAGAAAGAAAGGUAUCAAGUAUUUUUGAAAGUCGUUUUUUUUUUUUUUUUGCCGAGUUGUAUUUUCCCGUGACAGUGAGUUCACACGAACCAGGCCUUAUUAUUUGGGGAAGUUGAGUACGAUGAUAGAAGUAGGACAGCGAUCGCUGUGUAUUAACACACACGAUCCCUUUCAAAGGCUGUUGACUUUCUCGGUUGCUUACAUAUCCUGAGUUGCUUUAAAUAUUGACUGAAAUACAAUGGUCAAAUAUACGCUCGUCAGUGGCCAAGUAAGCGCUCGUCCAACGUUACCGCUUUUGUAUUUUUGGUGUGGUAAAUGAACUUAAGGUUUGGCAGAGGAGGACCUAAACCGAGGUUUGUGUGUAUAUCAAGGCUGCUGCUUCAUUCUUAUAAUUUACAGAUCGCGUUUUCUGCGAGAGUAGUUUGUAGAACUUCCGGGCAAGGGAUAAUUUAGACUUUCCAUGGCUGUUUAUUCCUCUUUUAAAGUUUCAUGUGUAGAUAAAAUGCUGUAGGAAGUGCAAAACCCAAGCUUGCCUCUACUGAAUCUGCUUUUAGUUGGUAGAAGUAGAACGACAGAAUCCGUUGUUUCCUCCCUGGGAGACGUCUGUAGAUGUUUAGCUAAAAACCUUUUUGUGCAUAGUUUUUUGCUUUGCCUAAAUUAUUGUCUGUGCGCCUUUGCUUAAAAAGGCAUUUGCUGUUACAAGUAACAGUUUAACGUGGGAAAGUAUUCACUGAAAACAAUGGUAAAAAGAACAAAAAUUACAAGAGUUUGAAAACAGGGAGAAAGUGUGGAGUCAUCUGGGAUUUUGUGUUUAUAAUUCAGAUGCAAUUUAUAGCCAAGUAGAAAAAGAACCGUUCAGCAUCUGAAGUCAAUGUCCUCUCUGGUAGCACCUCCAAAGAAUUCUUUGACUGGCGGGACCCAUAAAUAAGCAGGAAAUUAAUGCAGUGGAUAUAAACGAAGGGGUUAUAGGCCCCAAUGUCAUUGAGGAAUGUGCAUAGAGCAAGACACGUUGGCCAUCUUAUAAGUGUCCGUUGCUAAGCUUUAGGGUGGGUGGAGUUGGUUGGGUGGGAGUUCCUUACUGCAGCUGUAUUUCGUCCUUUAUGUGUUCAAUGACAAGCAGAAGGCUUGCUUUGUUUUGGGUUCAGUAAGUCAGAGCUAACUUCACUGUAAGUCGUUUCUACCUCCACAUUUUAUAUCUCCCACCAGUUAUCUUUGCUUUUGUAAAUUGGAUUUUGUAUUGUACAAUGCGUGGAAUUCAAUGUGCUGUAUAAGAUAACACGUCACUUGAGCAUAUCGUGAUAAGAAAAUAAAAGGAUUUACCACGAGUCACAUUA
Molecule: messenger RNA, 3767 nt
Organism: Acanthaster planci (crown-of-thorns starfish)
Lineage: Eukaryota; Metazoa; Echinodermata; Asteroidea; Valvatida; Acanthasteridae
Biological process (GO): regulation of transcription by RNA polymerase II
Molecular function (GO): DNA-binding transcription factor activity, RNA polymerase II-specific; RNA polymerase II cis-regulatory region sequence-specific DNA binding
Source: RefSeq, a predicted model, not a curated record